This is a messenger RNA of Rodentolepis nana, 483 nucleotides long. NCBI's taxonomy places the organism in Eukaryota, Metazoa, Platyhelminthes, Cestoda, Cyclophyllidea, Hymenolepididae. The record is from the annotation of a GenBank genome assembly.
GUGAGAUGUAGAGUAUAUCCCUGGGGUACCGUUGAAACCGACAGUCUUGAACACAACGAUUUUCAAGCACUGAAAACCCUUCUUAUGAGGCAUUUCAUGCAGGAUCUUAUUGACGUGACCCACACCAAACACUACUCCAAUUACCGGAAAAAUCGGUUGGCAGAUGUCAUGCAAGCAGCCAACUUCAACCUCCAAGACGGUCGUGAUCCUCUUUGUCAAUUAGAUUCCGAAAGACGUGCCCAUCAGAUGAAGCUCGAUAAGUUGGUUGAGGAGAUGAACCAAGUCUAUGUCGAAAAGGUUCGUGAACGUGAAAAGCGCCUAAAGGACAGUGAACGCGAUUUGACAGAAAGAAUCCGUCAAAUGCAACAGCAACUCGAAUUAGAAGCUGAAGAUCUCACUAAUGCUCGACAGACUUUCAAUGAUGAACGUGUCGCUUGGGAGAUGGAGAAUAGAGACUAUGCUGAUGUAAGUCUACUGAAAUAA